Molecule: messenger RNA, 4274 nt
Organism: Papilio machaon (common yellow swallowtail)
Lineage: Eukaryota; Metazoa; Arthropoda; Insecta; Lepidoptera; Papilionidae
Exons: 8
Coding region: 1-4254 (1417 amino acids)
Biological process (GO): cilium assembly
Cellular component (GO): acrosomal vesicle; motile cilium
Molecular function (GO): protein binding
Source: RefSeq, a predicted model, not a curated record
AUGGCAAGCAUAUUACAGACGGUGACCGGCAGAACAACGAGCUUUGUAAGAGACUCAAAUCACUUUAUUCAAUUGUUGAAGGACGUCAAAAUCCAAAACGACGAGAUAAUGGUGAGUUUCGACGUGGCGUCUCUAUUUACAAAUGUACCGGUAGCGGAAACUAUAAAUAUUAUAAGACAACGCCUUAUAUCACACAAUAUACCUACUGAUUACAUGAGUUUAAUAGAGUUCUGCCUUACGAGUGGCUAUUUCCGUUGGCGAGGGGAUUUUUACCUUCAGAUGGAUGAAGUGGCGAUGGGCUCGCCAAUAGCACCAGUUGCGGCUAAUAUAUUUAUGGAAUACUUCGAGGAGGAGGCGUUGAAGCAUGCACCUUUUAAACCCAGAUACUGGUGGAGAUACGUAGACGACGUGUUCGCUAUAGUUCCCAGACAAGCCGUCACUCAACUACUAAACCAUUUGAACGACGUACAUCCAAAAAUCCAUUUUACUACGGAGGAGGAAAAUGAAGGAACUCUCCCAUUUUUGGACGUACUAGUGAAGAGGGAACCUAGUGGUAAUCUAGUACACACCGUGUAUAGAAAGCCUACACACACGGAUCGGUACUUGAGGGCGGACUCUCAUCACCAUCCAUCUCAGCUAUCUUCAGUGCCGCGCACGCUUAUAAGUCGCGCAAUACGUUUAUGCGACACUCAAUUCCUGCAGGCUGAAUUGACGCACGUACGGCACGUAUUAGAGAGCAAUGGAUACAACUGGCGACAGAGUUACCGAAUAGCGAACACGACCAGCAAACCACGGCCUCAGGUUGCAGAGCGGGUCCCGGUCUAUUUACCAUUUAUGCGAGGGGUUACGGACAAAAUUGGACACCUGUUACGCCGUAGGUUCAGCAUCAGGACAAUUUUCCGCCCAAUGACACAGAUCAAACAACUUCUGCGAUCUCCAAAGGACCGGGAUCCCCUAGAUAGUCCUGGUGUCUACGAGAUCCCGUGCGACUGUGGUAAAAGUUACGUCGGCGAAACGGGGCGCAAUAUAAAGUCGAGACUCUCUGAGCAUAUCCGCAGUAUGCGUAAAUUAGACGGCAACACCUCGGCGGUUGCGGAUCACGCACUUAACUCCGGAACCUCGCAUUAUAUUAGGUUCGACAAAGUUAAAGUGCUGGCCCGUGAGAGGAACUUCGUGUCUCGGAAGCUUCGGGAGGCUAUUGAAAUAGGUCGUCGACCUAAUUUCAACAGAGACAAGGGGUGGGCUCUGCCGCGUACAUGGGAACCCGUCUUAAUGAACGCGGCGCGACACAACAUCAACAAUGCUGAAGACGAUAUUGUGGAUAUAAUCAGUACAUUUUGUGCCCCCGGAAACGCUAAUAACAACACCAAUACUGCUUUGGUAUCAACCUCGUCAACGACGCCGGCGCACCCCGCGCCCCCCGCCCCCUCAAGACGCGCCCUAAGAGCGCAGGCGCGCAACACUCCCUUAAAUGGUUACAUAUUCUGUUUUGCCAUCAACAUCGGACUCUACUUAAUGACGAGCUUGAGUCCUGAAUACCUGAUCCUAUAUCUGUCUAUUCGAACUAUCGUGUCGGACGACAAUUGUCAGAAAGCACUUGGUAUUGAAUUCCUCCACAUACCUUCUCACAAUUUACAAAACUACUACAGUGAAUAUUUCGAUGAAGAAGGAUCACUCUAUGAGACGAAGCGUGACCACGAACUAGUCCCAGUUGCACCCUACCCGGGAGGGUCCCCAACUAGUCGGAGCUUACUUUGGAUUGCGCAGCUCGGAGGUAAAAAUGGAACCGCAGGCUGCCAGUGCGAAUUGGGUCGCGACAAAUUAUUGACCGCACCGCCAUACAGUCGGUGUCCCAUCCAAGACGAUGUACCAAAAUCUCGAUUUUCCACCGCCCCCUGUCGUCGAGACUUCGAGCAGUACAAAUGCCCCGUCAGUCAUACACUGGUCACUUUCAAAUCUCCCAUGCAUCCUAACGAAAUGUUCAGCAAAGUCUUCCCAAGUAAUACACCUAUAAAAUUUGUAAAGCGUAAAUUGGCAAAGCUGCUAUCCAUUUCAAACAGCAAUUUACUGCUUACUAUAAAUAGGAGCAUACUUAAGGAAACUAGUUUGCUAUCCAACUUGAAAACUGACGCUCACGGCAAUUUGACGAUCGACGUUUACACAAAGGAUUCCGAAAAGUUUGCGUUGUCAUCCAUACCCAAAGAGAACUACGUUCAUGAACUUCUUCAAUCGAUCUUACCAAAGAAAAAGGCUCUUCCUUUUAUAGCAAUAAAAUUUAGAAUACGAAAUCAAAUGAGCAUUUUUACUCGAUCAUAUCACUCUGCUAUAAAAAUCCACGAGAUUAAAAAGAAUUUGGCUGGACUAUUUCAAGUAGCUCCUGAUAACCUUGUACUACUACGCGGUGAAAACCCGCUGAAAGAUCGAAUGGCACUUUUGGACCUGGACUAUAACAAAUACGGAAUAGUUGAAGUCGAAUUACUGACAAAGGACAGUAAAAAAUUGAACUUGGACAAGUUGUAUAAGGAAGUGCCAUCGAACGAUGUAUUAGCCGUGACAGUGCCAUUUGGUACCGGCUUAAGGCAACUAAAUGUCGAAGUAUUCUCAAGGCCAAUUGAAAAACCUUUUCUGGGUGGUUUUAAAAAUAUACACACAGGUGUUAUAUAUCAUCAUGCUUUCACACAAACACCUCAAAAGCCGGAGAAAGUAUCGCCGGAGAGAAAAAACUGCAGAGAUACUCAAACUGCUGAAGAAAUCGAAAGAGUUCUGGAAACCAGUUACAGUCAAGCUACACAAAUGGCCAAUGAGAAAGUGUAUAUUCCUAGUGUGACCGAUAAAAUUAUUAUUCCUAAACGUUAUGAGACUUACGAAGAAAUGAUAGCGAGGUUGAACCACAAACAUUACGCAUCUAUCAUACAGCGCGCCUUCCGACAUUACCAGUUUAGACAAAAGGUAGAAAAAUGGCUGAAAGAGUGCAAAGAAAGAAUUAGAAGGAUGCAGGAAGAAGAUAGACUAGAACGCGAGGCUAUGGAGAGACGCUUACGGAGAGACCUCAUCACGAAGACCUUUCCUAAGACACGAGAAGACUUCGAUCAGCUUUACGCAAUGGUCGACCGGUGGAAACAUGGAGAGAUAUCGAGAAUUUCGCGGCUGCAUUCAAAAGGUCCCAAAAUUGCAGAAUUUACUUUGCUCCUAGACAAAGAAGUUGAACUGCUGCGAUGCAUCGAAUCUUACAGACUUAAAGUGAGGGAAGACAGUCGUAAGACAAAAGAGAAACAGUUCUUAGAGGAAAUAUCAAAACCCGUUGCUUGGUUUGGCAGAGACGGUAAACUGAUUACGAUGGAAACCAUAGAAAUACAGAAAGCGAGAAAGCUUAAAGAAUUGUAUAAUUCCUUUUUACGUGACGACUUGGAGGUCAACGAAAGGAUCGAGCUUCUCGUCGAUAUGAAAGCCGCACUUCAAGAAUUUUCACAUGACUUAGUCGACGAGAUCAUAGCUCUGUUGGAUAGAGAGUGCGACCUUCUUGUAAGAAGAUGCGACGAUCAUCAAUUAGAAUUUUUAAGACGAAGGAUCUCUGCAAGUGUAUUACAGCUAAUUAAAACGUCAGAGCUAAAUUCGGGCGUGACGAAGUGUAAAGAUAUUAGAGACUACCAGAAGAUGGAGGAAGGAAGGCUGUAUUUCUGUGAAAUGUGCCAUCAGGUUAAGUUGCACACAGAAUUCCCAUUGAAUGCAAAAAUGAGUGGAUUCCUCGUGUGCAUGUCGUGCUCUUGGAAGGACGUCACCGAGAGACUUUGGAUCGAUAUGACUCCUUACAGAUUCAUUCUUAGAGCCGUUCAGCGUGAUGAAAGACGUCGUAAAUGCUGGGGAUCUUUGGCAUUCGUCCUACAGGAGAAAGAUAUAUUCUUCAUUGUGGAGAAACUCUGGCAUUCUCACUCUGCUAUCAGCGAAUGUGCUGACAUGUCACAGUUGAGACUGUGUCGUUGGAACGUCGCAGAGGAUUGGUCUCCGUGGAACUGUUUCCUGGUUACCGUUGAAGAAAUGAAAGUGCAUUUGAAAUUGGAAAAUCCGGAGGCGGUAUACGAUGAGGAGCUGGUGAGUAAGGUUGCAAACAAGCAUAAGCUCGCCCGCGCUAACUUUGAGCAGUUGAUAUCAAUCAACAAACGUUUUACCGAGAGCGGCGACUGGCAAGGAAUUCGGGCACCUGCAGUCGCACAUGUCAACGCCGUUGACCGCAUUACUUUGGGUAAAUUUGUAUAGCUCUUACUUAUAUAAAUCAU